AGCCCAGACUACACAUCUAGCCUCAGUCCUUUCGCCACAAAGUUCUCCCUGAUGCCUAACUCUUUUCUUACCUGCUGCAAACUGGAAUUCCUUUUCCUUUCUGUCCUAAAGUUAGAGGACAGAAAGCCCUAUGGGUCAGAUCAGCCUCGAAAAAGCAAUGUCCACCAUCUGGGGCUGGAGCCUUGGGUGGGAAUGAUGAGAAUUUCAGGGCAUUUGUAUCAUUUUCUGCAAGAGGUUUCCCUGGACAGAAGGCUCUGAGGGCAAGCAGGGUCAUUCCUCCCAGCCAAUCCCUUCUCUAUCCCUGAGGGCAGAGGCAGGGGUGCCCACCUGGGCCAUGGCCCCACCUCCCACCCAAGGGGGCUGGGCCUGAGCUUUACUGGGGACCCAGUCCUAGCUUAGGCUGCUGCUGUGGGCGGGCCCCUGGCCUUUUCCAGUCCCUGGGCCUCCUCCUGCAUUCUGGAGCCUGGAGCCGGAGCCGCUGCCUUGGCCGCCACUGCUACCACCUCUCCUCUGUCUCUAACCACUCACCCCUCCACUGCCGCUCUCACCCUGCCAUGACCCCGGCCCUCCUAGGGACCCUGGCCCAGCUCUGAGCCCUGGGACCCCUGGGCCAUGGCCAACUCGGGCCUCCAGCUCCUGGGCUACUUCCUGGCCCUGGGUGGCUGGGUGGGCAUCAUCGCCAGCACGGCCCUGCCACAGUGGAAGCAGUCCUCCUACGCAGGAGACGCCAUCAUCACCGCCGUGGGCCUCUAUGAAGGGCUCUGGAUGUCCUGCGCCUCCCAGAGCACAGGGCAGGUUCAGUGCAAGCUCUACGACUCACUGCUCGCCCUGGAAGGUCACAUCCAGUCAGCACGAGCUCUGAUGGUGGUGGCGGUGCUCCUGGGCUUCGUGGCCAUGGUCCUCAGCGUGGUCGGCAUGAAGUGCACGCGGGUCGGAGACAGCAACCCCAUCGCCAAGGGCCGCGUGGCCAUCUCUGGGGGUGUCCUCUUCCUCCUGGCAGGUAUGAAUUUGGCCCGGCCCUGUUUGUGGGCUGGGCCUCUGCCGGCCUGGCCAUCCUGGGGGGCUCCUUUCUCUGCUGCACAUGCCCGGAGCCCGAGCGGUCCAACAACAGCCCACAGCCCUACCGACCCGGGCCCUCAGCUGCUGCCCGAGAGUACGUCUGAGCCCCGCCUGCCCUGGCAGCCAAUCCACCCAGUGGCCCUCUUGCCCAGCACUCCAGCUGGGGCCAGUGGGGCACAGGAUGUCCCCCGAGCAACUCUGGGGACCUGAACAGCUUGUCCCCCACAGAGAUACCCACCCUGAGAUCCAAGACCCAGGCCCAGACACAUGCCGAGUGGCAGGGGCCCAGCCACAUGGUGCAGGCACAGGUCAGGUCCAGGCCCUCAGACCUGCCCACACAGCCUCGUGGGCACCAGAUGGACGGGCUCACACACAUCAGCUCACGUGCCAUCCCUUUCACCUGUCCAUUUACUCACUCACUGAACAGUGUCUGCUAUGUGCCAGGCCCUGAGGAUACGCCAGAGGACAGGAGAGACUUUAGUGCCCAGCAACUUGUGUGGGCAAAGCACUUGGCCCCCUGACCCCCGCUGACUCCCCACAGCAGCCCAUGGAGGAGGCAGUGUGGGAUGGCAAACAUGCCGCACUGUACACGAGGUAACAGAAGUUCAGAGAGACCAGGAGACUUGCCCGGGUCCCUCUGACUUCAGGUUUUAGAGGUCUUUCCAGUAUGCCCAGCACUGCUGUGGACACCCACACAGAGGACUGGGACAUACCACGUCACCCCCAGGAAUGGGCCCCAGGCAGGGUAGGGCCAAGAUGGGACUGAGCUGGCCAGCCCUGCUGUCUGGGCCUGAGCACCACAGUCCUUGCCUGCCCCCAGCCACUGCUGCUCACCCCACUAACCAGCUCUCUCUCUUUUGACUUUCAGACCAGUUGUUAAAUUGUCUGCGUCCGCCAAGGGCCCCCUGGGUGUGUAAUGUCCAGGUCCCCAACCUGGCUCUGUCCCCCUGCCACACCUAGACUGUUUGGUCCUUUGUGGAAAGAAGUCAGCAUUCAGCCCCAAGUGUGUGUUGUUUGGUCUGUCCCCGCGUGGCUGGGGUGGGGCUGCCUCAGAGAGGUUGAGCUGGCCGGUAGGGCCCUUGGGCAUAAAGAUAGGGAGACCAUGGUGGGUCGGAUGGUCUUCGCAGUACAUUCAAACUCAGCAGGAAAGAACUCAGGGGUUCUGCCCUCUUCCCAGGUAAGCCUCACAGCUUGGCCUUGGGCUUGGCACCAGGGACUCCAUGAUGGAGAUCCACCAUGCCUGGAGCCUGCCUCGAGGCCCAGCGUAGCACUGGGAGCAGGCUGAAGGGUACACAGCCCGCCCCAGUUACUCUGGUCUGCCUUUGGGAGGCCAGCUGAGGGAAGAGACAGUCUUUGGAGUACUCUCCAGCUAGGCACUGGGGAUCAGGGUUGGUGCAGAGACAUUGUGUAGGAGCUCACUAAGGGGAGAAAGGAAUGGAGGAAGGACAUUAGGACCUUCGGGCAUCAGGACUAUCCUGAGCAAGGUCUGAAGCACCAGCCCUGCCCCUGUUGCCGCCCCCACCGCUCCUCCCCAGGUCAGCUGAGGCCCAGUUACAUCAGCCCUGAGACCCAAGCUGGCAGGGGAGGGCCUGAGGCUACACAGAGGCUGCACCAGAGGAGCGUCAAAGCUGGAUGGGCUUUAGUUUUGAAGUCCAGGCAUCACCCCCUUAGUAUAGAAGGGAAAAAGGUCAGGGGGAUGUGGGGAAAUGAACCCAGGUCAGCCCCAAGGCCGGGGCCCUUCAUCCUUAGCCUCCCCCAGCCAGAGCCUCUUGGCCUCUCCCCAUAUCACACAUCUCUCCCAUCCCAAAUGUUCUCUUUGGAUACUGUGUCUCUGUCUGGCCACUGCCCUGUCUCUUUCCCAUCCGCACACAGCCUUCUGGAAAGAGUUGCCCAUAACUGUCCUCCUCCCCGGCCCCCCACUCUCUCCUCCACCUGCUCCGUCUGGCCUCCCCCACCACCUCUCUGGUGACCGCAUCCAGGGGCGUAUUAACCAGUAAGCAAUGUACGCCCAGGCUUACUUGUGUUUACUUA
Molecule: messenger RNA, 3090 nt
Organism: Loxodonta africana (African savanna elephant)
Lineage: Eukaryota; Metazoa; Chordata; Mammalia; Proboscidea; Elephantidae
Gene: CLDN19
Product: claudin 19
Exons: 3
Coding region: 613-1269 (218 amino acids)
Biological process (GO): cell adhesion; bicellular tight junction assembly
Cellular component (GO): plasma membrane; bicellular tight junction
Molecular function (GO): structural molecule activity
Source: RefSeq, a predicted model, not a curated record